Messenger RNA from Phragmites australis (common reed), 705 nucleotides. RefSeq lists its product as uncharacterized. Gene Ontology annotation, biological process: positive regulation of organ growth. Bases 177 to 596 code for a protein of 139 amino acids. The transcript is spliced from 2 exons. NCBI's taxonomy places the organism in Eukaryota, Viridiplantae, Streptophyta, Magnoliopsida, Poales, Poaceae. The record is from RefSeq and is a predicted model, not a curated record.
CGACCGGGCACGAUCGAGACGACUCACGUCUGACGGUUCAUGGAAUACGAGGUUCGGGGGUACAAAUCCAGUCAAAAUCUGCAGCUGAGUCAGGCCUCCGCCGCGUCGUUCAACGAACCUGCUUAGCAAGCAAGAAGCCGCCCUACAUGCAUUGCAUUCGGGAAGGGAUUACCUGAAUGAGCUUUGCAAUCAGCAGCUCUGAGCCUGAACUCUGGUUCUUGAUCCCAUCGCAAGAAGAAGCCGUCGCGGUACCGUCUCACCGGUGCGUGAUGGAGAGGAGGGAGGCGAGGAGAAGUGCUCCUCUCCGCAAGGGAGCAAGGCACGGGGAGCACAUGCAGCAACGCCGGCCGGGGACAGGGACGAGCCGUGGCCAGGGAUCGACGCCCACGCCGCCGGGCUACUUCAGCGUCGAGCUGGUGAUUGUGCUUCUCUUCGUGGCCGCGUCCCUGGUGUUCCUGCCGCUCGUCCUGCCGCCGCUGUCGCCGCCGCCGUUCCUGCUGCUGCUGGUGCCCGUGGGCCUGCUCGCCGUGCUCGUUGCGAUGGCGUUCGUCCCGCUCGACGCGCAGAGUCAUCUUGUCAGAUCGUCCCGCUUGUAGAGAUGCAUUUUUGUUUUGCUGAUUUAUUUCCAGUUGGUUUAGAUUAUCUAGCGUACACAAAUCGAUACUGGUUGUUGUGGUUGCUCUCUUCUGGCCCCUAUGAAUAUAU